Messenger RNA from Prunus avium (sweet cherry), 816 nucleotides. The record is from RefSeq and is a predicted model, not a curated record. NCBI's taxonomy places the organism in Eukaryota, Viridiplantae, Streptophyta, Magnoliopsida, Rosales, Rosaceae.
AUGGCAGAUUCUGUUGGAGGGAAGGAAAGACCUAGAUGUGGUUUGAGAGAAGGAGCUAGUUCUUCCAGAAUAGCUGAUGAGUGUUCUGAAUCUACACCUCGAGAAGAAACUAUUCCCCAUUCUAUGAACAAGGAAAAGAAGAAGAAAAGAGGUAAAACAACAUUGCAAGUUAUUCCAACGGGAGAAAAAUAUCGCAAGAAAAUUGAGUGGAAUGAAUCUGGCCAACCUGUUGGUGAAGUCUCAGUGAGGUUUAGUACAACCCUUGGGGUUAUAGUAAGGGAGUGUGUGCCAAUAAACAUAGAGUCAUGGGACCAAGUGACACCUUCUAUCAAAAAUCGAGCUUGGACUCUCCUGAUGCAAAAAUUCAUAGUGGAAGAUUGUCACAAGAAUUUUAUCUUGCGCAUGAUGGAUAAGCUUUGGAGAAACUGGAAAUCUGAACUAUCAGUGCAAAUAAGAAGAAUUUUAGAAAGUAGGUCAGAUGUAGCACGUCAUAUGGUUCUACUCAAGCCUAGUGAUGCAGCACAGGAAGAAUGGGAUGCAUUUGUGGCAGAACGCAUGUCAGAUAAGUGGAAAAAAACUAAUAAUCCAGGUAAAACUUUAACAAGGCCUGAAUUAUGGAUAAUCGGACAUGAGCCAAAGAAAGCAAAAAUGAAUGAUGUUGUAGCUGCUGCAAUUGAAAAUAUCAAGGAAAAAAUGGCAGAAGCUCCAGCUUCUGAGAAUCCCAUUUCUAUUAAAGAGGAUGCAUUGACUCAAGUUCUUGGUAAGGAGCACCCUGGUCGUGUUAGAGGCCUUGGAUUUGGGGUUACACCUUCGUAG